AUGGGUGCAUGUAUCUGCAAAGAAUCUCAGUUAAAGACCCCUCGGAAGGCCCGCAUCCUUUCUCGUUCAGAAAUAUGCAAAGAUUCUAGACUUGAAAGUAAUUGCUAUUUAGGUGUUCGUGACAAAUAUGAAUUUCUGAAGGUUUUAGGCUAUGGGCAAUUUGGUACUGUGAGAGAAGCCAAAAAACUGGGUGAGGUUCACAGUGAUAAAACCUAUGCAAUUAAAUCGAUAUGCAAGGAUAAGGUCAAAAUGAAUCUUCUUACUAUGAAAAGGGAGCUUGAUAUUUUGAAACUUGUGGAUCAUCCAAAUAUUAUUAAACUAUAUGAAAUAUAUGAAGACGCAAGGUAUAUCCAUCUAGUUAUGGAAUUAUGCACAGGUGGAGACAUUUUUGACUAUAUCUUAAAUAAACAGAUAUUGACCGAAGAUGAAGUCGGCCGAAUCAUGAAAUGCAUGCUCUCAGCCGUCAAUCAUUUGCAUAGUUUGAAAAUCUGCCAUCGUGACUUAAAGCCAGAAAAUUUUCUAUUUGUUAGUAACUCUCAAGAUGCAGAAAUAAAAUUAGUAGAUUUUGGAAUGUCUAAUCGGUUUGGAGAAAACCGUGUUCUCCAUACUAUGGUUGGGACGCCUUAUUAUGUAGCUCCAGAAGUGCUGAAAGGUAAUUAUGGUAAAGAAUGUGACGUGUGGUCAUUAGGCGUUAUAAUGUAUUUUAUGCUUUCUGGGGCUCAUCCAUUUCGCUCGAAUGACGUCAAAGCUCUUUUCCAGAAAAUCGUGAAAUGUGAGUAUAAUUUUGAUGACGACAGAUGGAAACUUGUAUCUAAACAAGCCAAAAAUUUAAUCCAAAAAAUGCUUGUUUUAAACCCUCAACACAGAAUAUCUGUAAAAAACGCUAUAAAUCAUCAUUGGUUUAUAUAUCUGGGGCAGCACAACCAAUCCCAGCAUAUAAAAUUAGAAAUUUUCAACUCUAUAAAAAGGUUUAAAGCUCCUAGCAAGCUAUGACAGGAGAGUAUGAAAGUUCUUGUGAGGGAUUUAUCAGAGGAACAAAUAGCUGAUCUCCAAGCAGCUUUUCAAGACAUAGAUAGAAGCAAAACUGGGUUUAUUACUGCUGAUGACAUAGCAGACGCUAUGAGGAGAAAUGGGUACUUUUUUGCUAGUGAAGAAAUUGCUUCACUAAUUGAACAAAUCGAUUAUAUCGGAAACGGAAAACUAAACUACACCCAAUUUCUUAUAGCAGCAAUGGACCGAAAAAGGCUGCUUGACGAAGAAUCAAUGUGAAACACUUUCAAGUAUUUUGAUGUAAAUAGCAACGGGUAUAUACAGGUAGAAGAAUUAAAAUUUGCAUUAGAAAAAGCAGGCUGCUUUAUAUCAGACCUGGACAUGGUUGAUAUUUUAAAUGAAUUUCAAUUAAAAGCAGGAAAUGGGAUGGAUUUUGGAGAAUUUAAAGAAAUUAUGAUGUGUUUUUCAGAAGAAACUUCUGCGUUGCCUACUGAAGCAAAUGAAAUAGAAAGAAAACAAACAAGAAGGCUUUCCCAGAAACGAUUAACUGUAAGACGAGUUACCACCAAUUUUGCUAAAAAAGAAGACUAUUAUAAUUAG
Blepharisma stoltei is the source of this 1590-nucleotide messenger RNA. The record is from the annotation of a GenBank genome assembly. Lineage: Eukaryota; Ciliophora; Heterotrichea; Heterotrichida; Blepharismidae.